AUGCCGCUAUCAACUUCGAGCGUCCGGCUGUUCCGCCGCGCGCAAUUGCUUCAGUGCUGCCGCCACGCCCAAUCCCUCAUUGGUAGCCGAUACCAUGGCCGUCUGUCCAGCUCUCUGGCUUCUCAAUUGAACUCGAUCAAGCCAAAGGGCUCGUCCUCUCCUUUACACCUUCAUGCUGCAAAGUCAUUGGCGAUCAUACCGAGGCAAGAAUAUUCUACGACGACAAGCACGCCGAGUACCGCCGACUCGAAGGAACACAAUCCUGCGACUCAUUAUAUGCCGCCUCAGACGGGCCUAAUUGCCUCGCUGCCCAAGUCAUGGAUCCCUUAUGCCGAGUUGGUCCGCCUGGACAAGCCCACAGGCACAUACUAUCUCUUCUUCCCUACCCUCUUCUCCACUCUUCUCGCCGCCCCGAUGGCCGGCGUGGAACCGCUUCAAGUCCUAGGCACUGCUGGACUCUUCUUCACGGGCGCUCUGAUCAUGCGUGGUGCAGGGUGUGCAAUUAACGAUCUAUGGGACCGAAAUCUGGACCCUCAUGUGGAACGCACCAAGUUCCGACCCAUUGCUCGCGGAGCUCUUUCACCGCGGAACGCAGUGUUGUUUACGGGUAGUCAACUGCUGGCGGGACUCGGGGUUCUCCUUCAAUUCCCUUCCCAAUGUCUCUGGUACGGCAUUCCUAGUCUGCCCAUUGUGGUGAUUUACCCUCUGGCCAAGCGAGUUACCAACUACCCCCAGGUUGUCCUGGGUCUCGCCUUCUCAUGGGGCGCAAUCAUGGGCUUCCCAGCACUGGGCGUUGAUUUACUUGCCAACCAUGACGCCCUGAUGGCAUCGGCAGCCCUGUAUACCAGCUGCAUUUCUUGGGCGGUCUUGUACGAUAUGAUCUACGCGCAUAUGGAUAUUAAGGAUGAUGUCGCGGCUGGAAUCAAGUCCAUCGCUCUGCGCCACGAACAUAACACCAAGGCUGUUCUCUCUGGACUGGCAGUCGCUCAAGUUUCCCUCCUUGGUGCGGCGGGUAUUGCUGCGGGCUGUGGACCGGUCUUCUUCGUUGGCAGCUGUGGUAGUGCUAUUCUUUCCUUGGGCCUGAUGAUUUGGAAGGUUCAACUUAAGAGCGUUCCGAACUGCUGGUGGUGGUUUAAGAAUGGCUGUCUCUUGACAGGUGGUGGCAUCAGCUUGGGCCUUCUCGGGGAAUAUGGUGCGCAAUACUUUGGAUUGUAUGAUAGGGAGGGUGAUAAAGAAGGGCUUUUGAAGUCUGAGUGA
This is a messenger RNA of Penicillium cataractarum, 1257 nucleotides long. Its product is annotated as putative para-hydroxybenzoate-polyprenyltransferase Coq2. NCBI's taxonomy places the organism in Eukaryota, Fungi, Ascomycota, Eurotiomycetes, Eurotiales, Aspergillaceae. The transcript has a single exon. Gene Ontology annotation, molecular function: 4-hydroxybenzoate polyprenyltransferase activity. The record is from RefSeq and is a predicted model, not a curated record. Gene Ontology annotation, biological process: ubiquinone biosynthetic process. Bases 1 to 1257 code for a protein of 418 amino acids. Gene Ontology annotation, cellular component: mitochondrial inner membrane.